GACUUAAAAACGGACGAAGAGGUAAUCUUAUAUCGGAUCUCAAUUCCUUCUAUUUAUAACCGCCAGACGCGACUUCUUCUGUGAUAUAUUUAGCUUUGGAUCUUACUCUUCCUGUCUCUCUCGGUGUGGUUUUCUACGAUGUGGCGUUUUGGCAACCUGACAGACGGACUUCGGGAACGAGACUGCGGAGACGGAAGAACGCGUUGGCCGUUUGGAGUUCGGUGGUGGUUUCGGUGGGGUUGCACGCGUCUUCGUCGUGAUCUUUCCCAAAAUUAUCGGUGAUGGAGGAUUAGGUCGGGUGCGGUUUCCGUCGGAGUGGACGAGCCUCGGUGGAACCGGAGAACUGGUUUACUUGCAAGGCUUUGGACAGACCAUGUUAUAUCGAAUCAGCGUUAAUCGAGGAAACUCUAAACGAGGUCUUACUGUAUUUGAAACAGCAUACCUGAUCUUUCUCCAUCGCUGCUAAGAAUUGGGCAAAGAUAAAUCAUGGAGGACAAAAGUAGCUUAGAAGAACCUUCUGGGCAUGUUUGCGAUCUUUGUGGAGCUGUAUCACCAUCUAUAUUUUGUUCUCAGUGCAAUAAAAGGUAUUUUUGUGGAUCUUGUGAUGAUAUGUAUCAUACUCACCCAAAACGACAAACUCAUGUUCGUCAGUCAUUGAUAGAUACUAAAACUGAAAGUCCUGUUCGCCCACCAAAGAAACGAUCACAUCUCCAAACAUCUGAUGUUUCUGGUUCUAGAGAUUCUUUUGUUGAAAAAGAACAUUUAGAUACUUCUGGAAUACCAACUCCUCCAUCAAAACGAAGGUCAAAUGUUCAAAGUCCUGUAGAACCAUCAGUAAGUGCCACAAGUCUUUCUUCUCUUCCUGAAACAUCUAACAUCUCUUCUGUUUCACCUUCAAAAAGACAAUCUGAUAUUCAGAUGCCUGUUGAAAGUUUGAUAAGUGAUGAGAAUUUGAUGACUGUUCCAGAAAAGUUAACUGAAUUUACAACUAUUCCUGUUCCUCCACCAAAACGAAAAUCUAGAACUCCUGAAGUCAUAAAAAAUAUUAGCUGUGAAAGCAUUUCUGAAAAAAUGAAAGAUGAAUCAGAUGUAUUCAAGAUUCCACCUGUUCCUCCUCCAAGGAGAUCACAUUCCCAAACAUCUGUUGACAAAGGAAGUACAGAAAGUUUAGAAAAAAAAUCUGUUUUAGAAAAUUUAACUUCUGCUCCUGUUCCACCAAAGCGAAGAUCACAUUUACGAACACCUGAGAGUGAAACCAGUUUACCUGCUUUAGAUGAUGAUAAAGAAGUAUUAUUUUCAAAAGAGCAAAGUAUACCAGUUCCUCCCAAGAGACAUUUUCACAGAAGGACUCCUGAUAGUGUUUUGAGUCUUCCAGCUAUGUCAUAUCAUGUAGAAGCAAUGUUUUCGAGUGAUUCCUCAACAUUACCAAUCAUACCUAAAAGGAGUUCACGUUUGAAAACUCCUGAUAGUGUAACAAGUCUUCCUACUUUACCCAAUCAGAAAGAAGCUAUGUUUUCUAGGGCCGAUAUUCCUACACCUCCACCAAGAAAAUCAAUUCGAACAUGUAGUAGUAUUACUAGUCUUCCUAAUUUUUCCAUAGAAUAUACUACCGCACCUACACCUCCACCUAGAAGAAGAUCACGGCUUCCAACUCCAGAGAGCUUACCUGAUAGGGAAAGAACUUCUGCUACUCAUUCGCCUACACCUCCACCAAGAAGAAAAAAGCGAGAAUUAGAAUUAAGCAAUUUAUCAUUACAAUCUUCUAGUGAACAUAAAAGAGAAUGUCUUCAAUCUCAAGAUGAGAUAAAACAUGAAUCAGAAAUAAAAGAAUCUACAUUAAAAGAGAGGAGAAUAUUACAAAGUUAUGAAAACAUAAUUCCUCCCCCCAGAAGAAGCAAACCACAAUCAGCAUCUGACUUGGUAUUAUCUAAAAUACCAUUUGAAGAGAAAAGAGCAACUUUGCCUCGCUCAGCAGAUUAUAGCCAAGUAGUUAAACGACCAAUAUCUGCCACUCUUGCUCUUGGAGAAGAUCUACAGGAUUGGGGAAAAGUCACGUCUGCACCAGAUGUUAGAAGUGUUAACGUCUGGGAGAACAUUAAACAGUCACAAACAGAAUUUCAAGAGGAAAAUAUUUUGGUUGAAGAUUAUGUUAAAAAACAGAGUGAUCAUUAUUUAUCUGAUGUUCACCAAUCAAAGGCUGUUCCACUUCAGACAUCUAGUCCAACACAAUUACAAGCAAGUGGAACUGUUGCAUCAUCUCAAAUUCAUCCUCAUUUUCCAUAUUCUCAGCCAUCAUAUACUACAGCUGUUCCUCAUCUUUCAUCUGUCUAUUCUUCAAGUUGUCCACAAUGCUAUGUACAUUCUUGGUCAAAUUUAACUCCUACUGCCAACUGGCCAACAGAAAAAGAAGACUUGGCAUUGCAUAAACAUGGAAUGAAGCGCAGCCAUAGUGCUAUACAUGAUCCAUCUUCAGUACAUCCAGGAUACCAUCCUGCUGGUCCAGGACUGUAUCCUUAUGGUAGCAUGGUUCCUCAUAUCUGUCCACAUGGACAUCACAGUCCUCAUUCCUAUGCAACAGAUAGUUCUAGUCAAUCAUCAUCAUGUCAGAGACGACCAAGAAAGAAACGAAGUAGUUCCAGAAAGAAGAAAACUGAAAGUGAUGAACGACAAAAGCAUUCUGAAUCUGGAAGUGAGUCGGGUGAAGUUGAUGUGCAUAGUUUCACUUCAGAAGAAUUAAAAGUUACAUCUGAUGUGAAACCAUCUACAGAAGAUUAUCACCAUAAACAUGAAGACACAUGGGUUUGUCAGCAUUGUACUUACAUUAAUGCACCAGGUAGCAAUAUUUGUGAAAUAUGUUGUAAAACGACUCUUCCUGAAACAUUUAUAACAAAAGAAAGUGAAGAUAAAGAAAAACUUGAAUUUGUUCAUGGAGAAGAUGUAAUGAGAGAAGGUCCUGACCAGAAAUUAAAAUGUGAAGAUUUUGAACAGACAACAUUAACUUCUGACAAGAUUCAGCAUGUUGAAAAAACUUCUUCAAAAUUAGAUACUGUUGAACAAGCUUCAGAAAUUUUAUCUGAAGAAGCAACAACAGAAACUGAAAAGCAUGAAGUAACAUUAGAUGUUAGUCACCCUGGUGAUCAGAAAGAGUCAUCCUGUCAGACAAGUCAUGAAUCUCUGGGAGAAUUUUCGUCACGUGAAAAUUUAGAAUUUAGUUCACAUCCCUCAAGAGCAGUAAUGUCGGAUGUAUCUCCCCAGACGUCUCCUCUUCUUGGAAGAAAGGGACUCCGUCGACCGACACCACCACCACUUGGGUUUUCACCUUUGUUUGGAAGGAGUGCACAUGCUGGACAUUCACAACAAUUAAUAUCACGCACAACAGGUCACAGUGAUUUAACCGUUGCAGGUCGUGGUCUUCUUCCACAUGAACCAGUCCACGAUAGUUCGGGUUAUGGAACGACAGAUUCUCUUUAUCACAGCUGGAGUCACCCAUCUCUUUUUGGUGAUGCUAGUCAUGGCCAAGAUCGAUCGUUUUCUCCUCGUCCAUUGAGUCCAAGAAUAAGUGAAACUAAAAGGGGAGAAAGUGGGUUAUCUGCUAGUGAUGGUGUUCAAGUAGGCUAUGCUACACAGAAAUCAAAGAUUCACUGGGAAUCUGAUCCUGGACAACUGAGCAGAGAUAGUGAUUUUGUACAAAGUCGACUUUUAGGAGAGAAUCAUAAUGAAGAGUUAAAGAAUUUAAUUAGAGAAGCCGAGCAAUACGGAUUUUCCAUAGAAGAUGUUCAAGUUGCAUUAGAGAGAUGCGGUCGAGAAGAUCCAUUGGUUUGGUUAGAAGAGAAUUGGCAAAGAAUGAUAGAAAAUGUUGCUGCUCUUGCUACUGAUUAUAGUGAUGACAAAAGUAGAAUGGAAAUUGGAAUUGUCUCACCAAAUGAAGCGAGAGAUGCUCUUAGAACACACAGAGGGGAUAUGAGAGUUGCAAUUUUAGAGUGUGUCAACAGCAGAAAAUUAAAGAUUGAAGAACUUUCUGCCAGAGGAAACUUUAAUGAAGAUGAUAUUGCUGAAGCUCUUACAGCAAAUCAGGGUAAUAUUGAACUGGCAUAUGCAGAUCUUGUUAAAUCUACUUUACAACCUUUUCUUUAUUCAUCAUGGGAGCAAAAGGAUAAGCAGAGUAUUCACGAAACUGAAGAAUCUACUGUCUUAACUGUUUCAGAGUCUGAAAAAAGAAAAUCUCCUAGUUUGAUAAGUAAACUUCAUUCUAGAAUGAAAGAUAUAGAAAAAAGAGAAAAAGAAACUUUAGAACAUGAAAAACAUUUUUUACACUUGACUGAGCAAAAGGAAGAAAAAUCUCUUUCAGAAGAAUUAAUGAAAUCUGAGGUGAAGGAUAGCACAGAAAUUGGAGAUAGUCAAAAAUCUAUUGAAUUAUUGAAGAGUGAUAUUCAUAUUCAAGAAGAAAUAAUUCCUGCUGAUGAAAAUGAUAAUCUUAAAAUGCAACAUGUAGAAAAAAUAAAAGAAGAAAGUGAAAGGAAAUUAUUUUCAAAUAUUGAAGAAACUGAAAACAUUUCACAAACCAAAAAUAUUGAAACUGAUAAAAAACCAGUUUCUGUUGAGACAUAUGAAUCAGAAUCACCAACUGCAUUUAAUAUAAAGCUGAUAGAUACAAUUAAAACUGAAGCUCCAAUGUUACAAGCUUCAAAAUCAUUGACAUCUGUUGCAAGACCUUUAACACCUGAUAUGUCUAAGAAGAAAACCUCAAUUUUACAAACUUCAAAAUCUUUAUCUUUUGAAAGUACUGAAAGUAGAAAACCAAUUUUACAUACUACAAGACCUUUAACUCCUGUGAUUAAAAGUAGCAAAUAUGAAGAUGACUUUUCAAGAGCUAUCUCAUCAGAAUUACUUGCUGAAGAAAUGGGUGAUUUAUUUGCAAGUGAAGAAACAAUGCAGCAAAUUGAAACUGAAGUACCUGUUGUUGAAAAAAAAGAAGAAAUCCAAGAAGCAGAAGUAAAAGAGUGUAUAAUGGAAGAAAAAAGUCCAGAUAUAAAAGAAAAGAUAGAGAAAGAUCAUACAUCUACAAGUGAGGAGGAUUUUGAAGAUGCUCCAGGUGUUGCUCAAGUAGAAGAUAUUACAGAAUAUGGUAGUGUAAAAUAUGGAGAUUAUGGGUUUGCGUCACCAGCAGCACAAAUGUAUGCAUCAUUGAUACAGUCAGCUGAAGUCACCAGUCCAAAGAAGAAAAAACAGAAAAGUGGGAAAACUGAAAUAACAAAACCAUCACCUGAAACUGCUCCAUCUUUAAAGUGGGUCUCACCAGGUAGGACUAUCCUUGCUGAAGAUAAAUGGCCAGUGAAACCAAAUUUGACAAUUCCCCAAACUCAUACUGAGGAAUCUCAUGUAAAAGGUCAUAAAACUUUUAAAGAACAAAUAGUACCAGCAUCAACCUUCCACAAUGGUAAAUUGUUAUAUGAAAAAUCAGAUCAAUUGGAUUCAAAUGGUAAUAAAAUAGCUUCAGACAAUGAAAGUUUAACAUCAGAUACCUAUGCAGAUGCAUUUGAAGAACACGCAUCAUUUCGAUCUUUUAAAUCAUUUUCAGAUACUGAAAGUUUGGCAUCUGAUGCUUACACUGAUGCUCUGGAACCCACUUCUCCUCCUCCAUUUUAUUCUGAAUACAAAUCAGAUACUGAAAGUUUGAUAUCUGAUACCUUCACAGAUGCACCAGAAGAAUUAUCUUCACAGGCAGAGUUCAAAACUCCACCAAUGACUGAUACUGAAAUAGAUUCAGAAGGAAAGGAACAAUUCAAAAAACAUUCAAUGUCAGUAUCUGAUAAAUUGAAACCUGAACAAGUAUUAGAACAAAGUGCUAAAUUAAGUGAAAUACAUACAGUGGAAAAGACCAUAGAAGAAAGUGAACAAGAAUCAGUUCCAUUAGAGAAUGUUGAAUCAUGGGCUGUAGCAAGCUUAUACGAAUCACUUAUGUCAGAAGUGGUUGUAGAAAAAAAGCCACUAAAGUCUAAGUCUAGCACAAAAAAGUCUGUUAAAGACAGUAAAUCCACAGAGAAAAAGAAGGAAAUUCCAUUAACAGAAGAGAAAAUUUUUAAACAGAAAGAAAUGAAAAGUGUAGAAGGGAAUAUAUCCCAAAAGUUAAUUUCUGAGGAAGACAUAAGCAAGCAUAUGAGAAAAAAAGAAACAAAAGAAAAUAUUGAAAUAUCAGAAAAGUACACCAAGGAAAUACCAGUACAAAAAGAAGUUGUAAUCAAAUCUGAAGAAUUGAAUGUUGAACUUCCAACAUCAGCAAUAGAAAAAACUGAACAGAUAAAUUUAUCAGGUACUAUUGAAUAUACUUCAAACAUAAUAUCUGAAACAUCAUUGGAAGAUACAUUAACAAUAAAGGAUAGAUCUUUAGAAAAAGAAAGUACAUAUAAUGUCACUGUUGUGCCAAAACUAUCUAUUGAUGAUAAUUUACCUGUUGCAAAAGAUACUGUAAAAGCUGAAAAAGAAGGUGAAAUUUUUUCAAAACAAUAUCAACUUCAAGAAGAAAAAGAUAAGGAGAUCAUACCACUUAAAAAAGAUGAUGAAACUUUAUUAAAACAGGAAAGUUCACAAUAUUUCCAACUUCAAGAAUCAGUCAAAAAUAUUUAUGAUUAUGAAAAAAGAGAAACUAUUCCUGAAGAUUUAAGUACAGAUAUAGGAGACAUUGAUUCUAAAUUAGUUGAACAGAAUUUAAUUGUAAAAGAAAUAACUUUGAAAGAUGAAUCUGAUAUGACAACUUACGAAUUACAAAGAGAUAAUGAUAUUCUCACACAGAAUAUUUCUGUUUUGGAAUCAGAUGAACAAAAUAUUAGAAAAGAAUUUCAUGAGAUGACAACAGAAACAGAUAUUGAUAAAAUACAAGUCACUUAUGCAGACUCACAAAAAAUUGAAACUGAUAAAAUGUUUUAUGAUGAAGAUAAACAUUUUUCCAAAUUGAGAGAACCAAUGGAAACAGAAUUCACUUAUUCAAUGGAUGAUAAAAUAGUUGAAAAAUUUGAACAAACUGAAUCUGAAAACUUACCUGAAGAAGAAUUACAGUUUUAUGAUGAUGAUGAUUAUUUUAUUACUGAAGAAAGAGAACAAGAUUUGCAAUACUUGCAAGAAGAAGUACAAGAACAAUUUUCAGCUGAAAUUGCUGAUACAUUUGCAGAUGUUGAAUCUUCUCUUAAACAAAUAACAGAAGAGCUGGAAGAAGAAGAGAGAUUAUUUCUAUCAGAGCCAUUUUUAAAAGAAACAAAAGAAAUAUUUACAGUACAAGAAGAGAAUAUUAUAGAAAAAUCACCUAAGUCUUCCCUAAUUGAAUUCAGUGAACAAUCACUACAAAAAGAUGAUGUUACAUCUCUAACUGAAAAAUUUCCAGCAACUGGUGAAACAUAUGAUCAUAGAAUUUUACCUGAAGCUGAAAUCAAAAGAGAAGAAAUGAAAUCAGAAGGUGAGAAAGCAAAACGAAAAAUGGAGGAUAGAGAAAAAUUAUUUUCAUUAGAUACAAAGUAUAGUAAAGUAGAUAACAGUGCAGAAUAUGCAUUACUUGAAGCUACUCAAAUAUCUUCUGAACGUAUAAAAUUGGAGGAAGUAAAAGAUUUUGGAAUAAAGAUAAAAGAAGAUCAUGAAAAAUUAAGUAAAACAAAAGAAGAAACACAAGAUAUUAGUGCUAAAGAAGAAACAAUAAAACAAAUUGUAGGAAGUUCAGAAGUACCAAUUUCUGAAGAAUAUACAGAAGUACAGUCAUCUGAUUAUAAAAUAAAAUUUCCUAAAAUAGAAAAAUGUGAAGUACUAGGGAUGAAAGCAAUUUUAACUCAACAACCUAAAGAAACUGAUUUGGAAAAAGCUAAAGAAAUAGAAACAUUGAAAGAACAUUUCACUGAGAGAUCUGAAAUAAGAUCAUUAGUUGCUGAAGAACAUUUUGAAGAGAAAACAAUUACAUGUGAGAAACAACAUGUGAAAUUAGAAAAUUUAAAAGAAUUUGGAAUGAAAGCAGCAGAACUCCAACAAAUAGAAGACAUAGGAAUGGAAGAAACAAAAGAUAUUAGUCAAAAAGAAACACCAAAAGAAUGCUUUGCUGAAAGUUCUGAAGCAGAGACAUCAGCUUCCGAAGAAUAUGCUGAAGAAAAAACACUUACAUACAAGAAACAACACUUGCAAUUGAAAAGCGUAAAAGAAUUUGGAAUGAAAGCAGCAGAACUCCAACAAGUAGAAGACAUAGGAUUGGAAGAAACAAAAGAUAUUAGUCAAAAAGAAACACCAAAAGAAUGCUUUGCUGAAAGUUCUGAAGCAGAGACGUCAGCUUCCGAAGAAUAUGCUGAAGAAAAAACACUUACAUACAAGAAACAACACUUGCAAUUGAAAAGCGUAAAAGAAUUUGGAAUGAAAGCAGCAGAACUCCAACAAGUAGAAGACAUAGGAUUGGAAGAAACAAAAGAUAUUAGUCAAAAAGAAACACCAAAAGAAUGCUUUGCUGAAAGUUCUGAAGCAGAGACGUCAGCUUCCGAAGAAUAUGCUGAAGAAAAAACACUUACAUACAAGAAACAACACUUGCAAUUGAAAAGCGUAAAAGAAUUUGGAAUGAAAGCAGCAGAACUCCAACAAGUAGAAGACAUAGGAUUGGAAGAAACAAAAGAUAUUAGUAAAAAAGAAACACCAAAAGAAUGCUUUGCUGAAAGUUCUGAAGCAGAAAUGUCAGCUUCUGAAGAAUGCAUAGAAAUAAAAACUUCUAUUUAUGAAAAGAAAGAAGCUAACAUAGACAGUAUUGCAGAUAUAGGAAUGAAGGCAACACAAAGUAAAGAAUCAGAAAAAUUUUAUUUUGAAGAAACUGAAACAAUUAAAAAACAAGAAAUUAAAGAGCAUAUUGCAAAAAGCUUUGAGACUGAAAUGUCUGCAUUAGAGAAAUGCAAUGAAGAAGAGUCUUUAUUACUUAAAACAAGAGAUGUGUGUUUGGAAAGAGAAGCAUAUAAACUUGAUGAAAACUUUAACAAACAAGAAUAUGUUGCAGAGGCUUCUAUAGAAGAAAUGAAAACUGAUGAAAAACAUUUAAAAAAUAUAGCUCCACUUGAAGAGAAGCAAAUUUCUUUAGUUCAAGAAACUGUUUCAGAAAAAAUUUCAGAAGCUUCUAUAAAGUCCUUGAUAACAGAAGACAAAGAUGAGGCAGAAAAUAUAAAGGUUGAAAGUUCUACUGAGAGAGAAAAAGAAAAAGUAUUGAAUGGAACUAAAAUGGAAGAUGAUAAAUUGCAGGAAAUUAAACUAUUUUCAGAUGUUCCAAAACCUCCACGUCGAAAAUCUAAAGCCGAAAAGAAACAAAUAGAGAAAGGAGAACAAGCCUCUUGGCAAUCUUCUGAAAGUCUAGCAGUAAGUGAAACUAGUGCAGAAAUAUCAAUAGCUGAAAGUGAAGAAUCAAUCAAUUUUUUUGAUUAUAUGAAAUCAUUUUCUUCCUCUGAAAAAAUAGAUUCAGCAAAUAAAUCUGAAACUGCUUCAACUGUUGCACCUAUUCCACCUCGCAGAAAAUCGAGAACUCUAGAAAGAAAACCAAGAAAGUCCGAAGAUGACAUUUUAACCCAGCAGAGCAAAAGUGUAGAAACACUACCAACUGAAGAAGGAGAAUUUAAUUAUUUUCAAUAUCUAAAAACAGCUGAUAGCGGUGAAAAUAAAAUGCCAAUUCGUCCAAGAAGGAAAUCAAAAUCUGAAAAAGAUGAAACAUCAUCACAAAUUUCAUGUGAAGAUAUAUCAUCUGAACUUGACUUUAAUAUUCAACAUGUACCUCCUCAAAGAAAGAUAAAAUCUCAUGAAAAAAUUGAUAUGGAAAGUAAAGAACAAGCAUCUGUAUCUAGCAUAGGCAUUCCUGCUGAAACAAAGUUAAGUAAAAUUUCAGAUGCAACUGAACCAAUGGAAGUAGAAGAAAUAGAAGAUUCUCCAACAUUUAUUCAAAAGGAGGAAACUGUUCAAAAGCCUCAAAAACCACAACGUACUUCAAAAUUAAAGUUAAAAGAGAAAAAGUUUGAAAGUUUAGAAUCAGUGACAGAAAGUACAGCAGAAAAAGAUGAAAUAAAAUUAGAAGAUAUUUCUUUCAUAAAACAUGAGGAUAUACAAGCUGAAAAUUUGGGAAAAAUGGGUAUUGAAACACUAACAGAAACAACUUCCUUAGAAACUGAAGAACAAAAAGAUUAUAAACAAGAAGUAAUAAUUAAGAAAGAACAUGGUCAACAUGAAAUAUCAGAAAAACCAGAAAUAACAGAUACUACUAUGCAGAUGAACUAUAAAAAAGAGAAUUUAGAUGAUGUUCCUGUUGUACCAAAACGAAAGAAAGGUAUAGAUAAAGAUGUGCAAGGAUUAAUUCCACAAAAGACAAAACUACAAAAAGAAGAAAAGGAAGAGAAGUUUAUUACUGAACAAAAUCAAGUCAUUUCAUCUAAAACUACAGAAAAAAUGGAUGUAGAACCAUCAAAACAAUUAUCCCCUCAAAUACAAGAAGUACAGAGGAACGAAAUGGAAAUAGUUUUUCCCAAAAUCACAGAAAAAACAGAAUCUACAAUACAAAAAAAAGAACAUUUUCCCCAACUAAAAGAAGAAACUGGGAAAGAACAAAUAUGUAUAGAAAAGAAAAAAUCAUCUCGCCAAGGAGAGCAAAAAGAAACAGCAAUAAAUUUAAUUGAAGGUGCAGACACAGAUGCAGAGAAAUAUCAAAUAAAAGAUGAAAUAAAAGAAAGAGAGGAAAAAGAAGGAACAAGAUCAGAUAAGUUAAAAGAUGAUGAUGAAAAGAAAACUGAAAUGAAAGAAACAGACAUUUUUCUACCACAACCUAAAAUAAGAAGAAAGGAUGUAAAAGAAUUUAUCAAAGAGCAAUCUUCAACUCAGAUACAGGAAGAAAAUAAACAAGAAUUGAGAGUAAAAGAAAAGGAAAUUGCUGUAAUUGAAGAAAAGAAAGAAGAGAAAAAAGAUGAAAUCAAGCCACCUGAAGCCAAAGUAAAGAAAGAAGUGAAGGAACCAGUGAAGGAAAAGUCUCCACCUCAAGUAAAGGAAGAAGAGAAGAAAGAAUUGGAAGUAAAAGAAAAAGAAAUUGCUGUGAUAGAAGAAAAGAAACACGAGAAGAAAAAAGAUGAAAUCAAACCAUCUGAUGCCAGACUAAAGAAAGAAGUGAAGGAACCAGUCAAGGAAAAGUCUCCACCUCAAGUAAAGAAAGAAGAGAAGAAAGAAUUGAAAGUAAAAGAAAAAGAAAUUGCUGUGAUAGAAGAAAAGAAACACGAGGAGAAAAAAGAUGAAAUCAAACCAUCUGAUGUCAGACUAAAGAAAGAAGUGAAGGAAAAGUCUCCAACAGAAGUAAAGGAAGCAGAGAAGAAAGAAUUGAAAAUAAAAGAAAAAGAAAUUGCCAUGAUCGAAGAACAGAAAGAAAAGAAAAAAGAUGAAAUCAAGCCACCUGAUGCCAAACUAAAGAAAGAAGUGAAGGAACCAGCAAAGGAAAAGUCUCCACCUCAAAUAAGAGAAGAGGAUAAAAAAGAAUUGAAAGUAAAAGAAAAAGAAAUUGCUGUGAUUGAAGAUCAGAAAGAAAAGAAAAAAGAUGAAAUCAAGCCACCUGAAACCAAAGUAAAGAAAGAAGUGAAGGAACCAGUGAAGGAAAAGUCUCCACCUCAAGUAAAGGAAGAAGAGAAGAAAGAAUUGAAAGUAAAAGAAAAAGAAAUUGCUGUGAUUGAAGAUCAGAAAGAAAAGAAAAAAGAGGAAAUCAAGCCACCUGAAACCAAAGUAAAGAAAGAAGUGAAGGAACCAGUGAAGGAAAAGUCUCCACCUCAAGUAAAGGAAGAAGAGAAGAAAGAAUUGAAAGUAAAAGAAAAAGAAAUUGCUGUGAUUGAAGAUCAGAAAGAAAAGAAAAAAGAGGAAAUUGUACCACCUGAAGUCAAAGUAAAGAAAGAAGUGAAGGAACCAGUGAAGGAAAAGUCUCCACCUCAAGUAAAAGAAGAAGAAAAGAAAGCUUUGAAAGUAAAAGAAAAAGAAAUUGCUGUUAUUGAAGAAAAGAAAGAGGCAAAGAAAAAAGAAGAAAUCAAGUUGCUUGAGACCAAAGUAAGAAAGGAAAGUCAAGAAGAAGUGAAAGAAAUUUUUCUACCUGAGGUAAAAGAAGAAAAACAGAAAGAGAAGAAAAAAUUGAAGAUGAAAGAUAAAGAAAUUUCUCCACCACAACAGAGUGAAGAAAAGAUGAAUAAGGAUGUCUCUCAUGCUACUGUCAGGAAAAGAAAAGAAAUCAAGCAAUCAGUAAGCGAGAAAUCAGUAGUUGAGACAGAGGAGAGAGAGGAAGAUGCUAAGACAAAAGCAAAACUUAUAUCGUCUUCUGAAUCAAAAGAAAUCUUAAAUAAAGAUUCAGUCAAAGAUCAAAAAGUGUCAAGAAGGAGAAGAAAAAGCUCUGUCAAAGAAAAACAAAUAGAACAUAAAAUAAAAGAGGAAGGAAAGAUUUCAGAUGACACUACUUUAAUUUCAACUGAAGUAAUUAAAAUAAAACCUAGAGACCCUGAUGAAAUGUAUAUUAAAGUCAGUGAAAAAGAUACUUCUAUUUCUUAUAAGGAGAAGAUUUCUUAUAGAAAGCCAAUUGAUUCAGAAUUAGCAAUACAUUCCAUUAAAACAAGAAAGGAAAAGUCAUUUGAAAAAAGUGAUAGCAUGAAAUCUCUUGAAAAAAUAUCUCCAAGUGUUUCUUUUACAUCUUUAAGUAGCUUAAGAAGGGAAAUGUCAUCAUCUUUAACUUCUUUGCGUGGUUCUGCAGAAUAUAUUUCCUCAAGAAGUCCGAGUAAAACUAGACAAUCAUUUUAUCAAGAGAUCAUUCCAUCUGGCCUUCCACCUCGUCCAAAGCCUAGAAGAAAAAUAAGGGAGUCAGUGACCGAAGUAACUCACAUGGAAUCUUCUCCAAUAUAUUGUAGAAGUCAUUCUGAUCAUUUCUAUUCUGACACGAAAGAUUCAGAUUAUUAUACAGCACUGAAUCAAAAAUUAUACAUGAGAAGUAACCAAGAAAUGAAAAGAAAACAGAUUUCAUCAUUAUCUCCAGAAAGAAUGGUAAUCUCUCCAGAAUCUUCAUACUUACAUGGUAUUGAUAAAAGAUUUCCUACACGAAAAAGUUAUGACAGUUAUCAUGUUCCACAUUCACCUUCCUUAAAAAUGAAGGAAUCCUAUUUUAGUGCUGGUAAAAGAGAACAUGCAUUACCUUUUGUCUCUUCCAUGCUGCCAGAUUCUAAAAGAAUUGAGAUGCAUGAAAAAACAUUUAAAGCUUAUAGAACUCCAUCUUUGGAAGAUAUUUGUUUAUAUUCAUUCAGAUCACAAUCGCCUUCAAAAGUUUCAGCAAGUUCACAGAGAGAGUUGGACUAUGUUGACUCAACAGCCCCGAAAACUAGUAAUGAAUUAACAAGAUCAAUUUCAUUAAGGAAUUUGAUAAAACCUGAAUCAAGACCUAUAUCUCCUAUUAUGGUCAAAAAAGCUACUCCUCAGAAAGAAGAUUAUUUGACUGUAUCUGAAAGAAGAGCUGAGAUUAGAAGAAGAAGAAAACAACAAACUCAAUUGAAAUUAUGGAGUUCCUUACAGGAUAUUUCAUUGGCUAGUGGAGACGUCACUUUCAACAGAUUAAGAAGAGAAGAGCCUUGUUUCAUGCGAUCAACAUCUGUUAGAGAUAUAACAAUGGAAGAUGAGAGGUAUAUAUCUGCAUUCCGAAAACUACAAGAUAUAAUUACUGAGCCUCCAUCACCACCGCCUAGGUUAUUAAAAGAAAUGAGAAAAGAAAUAGGAAUUAAAACACAAUAUAGAUCUCUUCGAGAAUUAAAUACUGAAAGUAUUCCAGUACCUCCACCCAGGAUAAUGAGGCACAUCAAUUAUAAAUACAUUCCACAGAAAUACUCAAUAAGAGAUAUAGAUAAUACAGAAGGAUCAUAUUAUCGUAUUAAAACAAGUAUUCUUCAAGAUUCUAUUAGAACAUCAAGAGAAACUCUUAGGCAAAGUUCAGAGGCAAAAACAAUUUACAAAAUUAUUUCUAGUAGGGAACAAAGUAGAGAACAAGGUAUUUCUGAAGAUAUUUCAAAAACGCAUAGAGGAUUUCAAGUUCACUCGUAUUCCAUUAAAGAUAUUAAUAAAAAAGGUUCUCUAUAUCUACCAGCUACUCAACAGAUUUCAAGCUAUAAAAAGGAUAGAAGUUCUUCCCCAAUUCCACCUUUAACAGAACGUAGCAGAGAAAGAAGUAGAAACUGGAAGAAUCAAACAAUUAAUCAAUAUUCUCCAAAAUUAAAGGGAGAAAUGUAUACUUCUUUAAGUAAAAGAGAUAGAAGUAUAUCACCAAUAGAAAGAUUAAGGAAAAUUAGCAAUAUGGAUGAUGAUAGAGAAAAAUUUAUGGAGACAAGUCGAUCAUCUCCAGAUUUUAGUAUUGAAAAAGUUUUAAGGAGUAGAUAUGUUUCUCCAAUGACAAAAAGAGUUAGUCGUAGCAUAUCUCCUUUAACAAGGUUAAAAGAAAUUUGCAAUAAAGAUGAUGUAAAUAGAAAAUCUGAAGAAGUAAAACAGACUUCAUCUUAUUUUAAUGAAAGUGUUACUGUGAGACGCAGAUAUGUAUCACCUGUAACAAGAGGAAAAUCUAGGAGAAGUAUUUCUCCAAUAACAAAGCUAAAAGAAAUAUGUAAUUCUGAAACUAUAAUAGAAGAUGGGGAAAUAAGCAGAUCUUCACCAGAUAGUUUGGAAAUUAGAGACAGAUACACUUCUCCUUACAAGACAAGAGAUACUAGAAAAAGUAUUUCACCAGUGAGAAGAGUAAGAAAAAUUAAUUCUGAGCAAAAACUUGAUCAAAUCCAAAGAUCAUCAUCUCCAAUAUUAUCAGAAAGAAAUAUAAGAUUUAAACCUAUUUUACCAGACAUUGCAUUAGCUAGUAGACAGUCUCGAACAAGAACAAGAUGUCAUCCUAUGUCAUCUGAUAAGAAAACUACAAAGAGAGAAGAAAUGGAUAAAACUACCAUGAUAUCAAAACUAAUUGAAAUGGAAUUUAAUAAAGAAGAAUCCAAGCAAGCAGCAGAACAUUGUGACACAAUAUAUCAAGCAGUGAAGUUCUUACAACAGCAAUGUGACUUAUGUGAAAACUAUUUUCCAGCUAAUCAGAUGAUAAAUAUGCUGCACUGUUCUCAUAAGUCAUGUAAAGAAUGUUUAAGAGCCUACUUUAUGGUCGAAAUUCAAGAUAGGAAUGUAGAAAAUUGGGUGUGUCCUCUAUGUGAUAAACCAGACUUGAAUGAUGAGAAUGCCUCUCGUGAUUAUUUUAAUCAUCUUGACAUAAUGCUUAAAGCUUUAAUGGAUACAAGAACAUAUGAAUUGUUUCAACAAAAGUUAAGAGAUAAUGCAUUAAUGAAAAAUCCAGAUUUUCAUUGGUGUACACAGUGUUCAUCCGGAUUAUUGGCUUGUCCCGGAAUUGUAAAACUCGAAUGUCCUGAUUGCGGAGCCAUCACCUGUACCCGCUGCCACUGGCUGUGGGACAAUGAGCACGAUGCCAGGACCUGCGCAGAAUUUCAGGCAUUAAAAUCUACUCAAACUCCUGAUAAAGAUGAUGGAUUGGAAUUUAUUUUAGAAAAACAAGGAACCAAAUGUCCAGAAUGUCGCAUCCAUUAUAAAAUGGCAAAAGGUGGAUGCUUACAAUUUUAUUGUAAUAACUGUCAUAAUUUCUUUUGUAGUGGAUGUAGGAAACUGUAUAAAAAAGGAAAGGAAUGUGGAAUAUCAAUGCACUGCUACAAACUUGGCUGGCAUGCGCAUCAUCCAAGAAAUUGUCUUUUCUUUUUCAGAGAUAAGGAACCAGAUGAUUUGCAGAAAUUUUUAAAAGAUAAUGGUUUUAUAUUUGAAAGUAAGCCUCCAAAGGAUUAUAUAAUGAAAAAGUGGUGUCCUGUAAAAGUACAGAAAUAUAGUCCUAGAGGAUGGCUUAAAGAUAUAUGUGGUAAACAGGUACAAGAAGAAUAUGCAGGACUUUGCAGAAUACAUUACAUAGAGUAUCUGGUUGGAAUUGUCAAUAGACAUUUGCUCGAUCCACUCGCCAUGAUGACUGUCGAAGACAUGAAAUUAAUGUUGCGCAAAGCACGAAAACCAAUACCCGAAAAAAGAAAGGACGAAUACGAACACAGAUAUCGUACCAAACUUCUAAAGAUGAUAUGGCAAGAGCUUCCUUUGGAGAAGUUAGAAGGAAGUUGAGCGAUUCAACAGACUAAACUUUAACUCGUUUGAAUCUGUCAAGAAGUUUCACAACUCUAUGUCAAAACGUGGCUAUUUUGUAUAUUGAAAACGUCACUGACCGGCUCAGACAAAGAAAGCCGGCAUCUUCGGCAUACAAAAUACGUCUUGCACAAAGCUAGACUAUAAGGAUUUUAAAAGUAAAUAAAUUUUCAUAUAUACUGAUUGGAAUUGAAAUUUUUUUUUAUUUGCUGUGUAAUCUAGUUUUAAGAUUUUGUUUCAAUGUCUCCCAUGAUAUAAAUUGUCAUUACUAGUCCUUCGUACUUAAGUUGUGUGAAUUUUUUAAAAAAUAAAAAUAUAUGAUUCAUGUGAUAAAGCUUUAAAAAAA
Molecule: messenger RNA, 16543 nt
Organism: Centruroides sculpturatus (bark scorpion)
Lineage: Eukaryota; Metazoa; Arthropoda; Arachnida; Scorpiones; Buthidae
Product: titin-like
Exons: 25
Coding region: 487-16176 (5229 amino acids)
Biological process (GO): protein linear polyubiquitination
Cellular component (GO): LUBAC complex
Molecular function (GO): ubiquitin protein ligase activity; K63-linked polyubiquitin modification-dependent protein binding; linear polyubiquitin binding
Source: RefSeq, a predicted model, not a curated record